Molecule: messenger RNA, 1771 nt
Organism: Perca flavescens (yellow perch)
Lineage: Eukaryota; Metazoa; Chordata; Actinopteri; Perciformes; Percidae
Exons: 5
Coding region: 20-1405 (461 amino acids)
Cellular component (GO): nucleosome
Molecular function (GO): structural constituent of chromatin; protein heterodimerization activity; DNA binding
Source: RefSeq, a predicted model, not a curated record
AACACCGACUGAUCUCACAAUGAGCGGAAGAGGCAAGGGAGGUAAAGGACUCGGUAAAGGAGGCGCUAAGCGUCACCGUAAAGUUCUCCGUGAUAACAUCCAGGGCAUCACCAAGCCCGCCAUCCGCCGUCUGGCUCGCCGCGGCGGAGUGAAGCGUAUCUCCGGUCUGAUCUACGAGGAGACCCGCGGUGUGCUCAAGGUCUUCCUGGAGAACGUGAUCCGCGAUGCCGUCACCUACACCGAGCACGCCAAGAGGAAGACGGUGACCGCCAUGGAUGUGGUCUACGCUCUGAAGAGGCAGGGCCGCACCCUGUACGGCUUCGGAGGUUUACUUGGAGCUGGUGUACUUGGUGACGGCCUUGGUGCCCUCAGACACGGCGUGCUUGGCCAGCUCCCCGGGCAGCAGCAGCCUCACGGCGGUCUGGAUCUCCCUGGAACAGUCAGCGGGUCUCCAGUGUUACUUCUUAGCGGGCUUCUCGGUCUUCUUGGGCAGCAGGACGGCCUGGAUGUUGGGCAGCACGCCGCCCUGAGCGAUGGUCACUCCGCCCAGCAGCUUGUUGAGCUCCUCGUCGUUGCGGACAGCCAGCUGCAGGUGGCGGGGGAUGAUCCGGGUCUUCUUGUUGUCGCGGGCAGCGUUUCCAGCCAGCUCCAGGAUCUCAGCGGUCAGGUACUCCAGCACAGCCGCCAGGUAGACGGGGGCGCCGGCUCCCACACGCUGAGCGUAGUUCCCUUUGCGGAGCAGCCUGUGUACACGGCCGACUGGGAACUGGAGCCCGGCACGGGAGGAGCGGCGCGGGAGCCGGUCACUUCCAGCCAGACCAACCAGAAAAGAGGCUUCCAGCAGAGCAGCAGAGGGCGGCCCGCUCACAUUUUGGCGGACUUUUUCAAAACAUUGUUCGCCAAUGAGCGGCGGAGAUUCGGGCGAUGGGUCGCUCCUGGAGGCGGUGCUGAGCCCCUCACCAAUCAGGAGCCGGAGUCGCAGAAAGAAGAAACCAUGGCAAGAACCAAGCAGACCGCCCGUAAAUCUACCGGAGGCAAAGCGCCCAGGAAGCAGCUGGCCACCAAGGCUGCCCGUAAGAGCGCUCCGGCCACCGGCGGCGUGAAGAAGCCUCACCGUUACAGGCCCGGUACCGUGGCUCUGAGAGAGAUCCGUCGCUACCAGAAAUCCACGGAGCUGCUGAUCCGCAAGCUGCCCUUCCAGCGCCUGGUCCGAGAAAUCGCUCAGGACUUCAAGACCGACCUGCGCUUCCAGAGCUCCGCCGUCAUGGCUCUGCAGGAGGCCAGCGAGGCUUACCUGGUCGGUCUGUUCGAGGACACUAACCUGUGCGCCAUUCACGCCAAGAGGGUCACCAUCAUGCCCAAAGACAUCCAGCUGGCCCGUCGCAUCCGCGGGGAGAGGGCUUAAACUGUCCGCUGCUGAUCCACACACCACAAAGGCUCUUUUAAGAGCCACCAAAUCAUCCUAAAAGAGUAGCCUAUUUCCUUUUUAUUCGUAGUCCGUUUUAAACCCGAAACGCACAGUCUGUACUUUGUAUGAAAUAUUGACACAUGUGAACUAAACUGAAAUCCAAGAAAAGCGGAAAAAACACCAAAGCUUGUAGAAAACCUCUGAACUCGUAGGCUGUAACAUUUUCACCUAGAUAAUGUUUACACACCGUGAUCUGAACGUGAAGUCGUACUAAACUAGUGGUGGGCAGAUCAAGGCUUCGUGAAACAAUGAAACCGUUGAAGCAAAUGUGCCAUAUUGUGUCGAGGCUUCGAAACAAUCCGA